Messenger RNA from Aspergillus ochraceoroseus IBT 24754, 531 nucleotides. RefSeq lists its product as uncharacterized. The record is from RefSeq and is a predicted model, not a curated record. Lineage: Eukaryota; Fungi; Ascomycota; Eurotiomycetes; Eurotiales; Aspergillaceae. The transcript has a single exon. Bases 1 to 531 code for a protein of 176 amino acids.
AUGUCCAAAUCCAAAUCCAAAUCCAACCCCCUCCUCCUCCUCCUCCUCGUCUUCGUCUUCGCCCUCCUACUCUCCUCCACCAUGGCAGCCCCAGAAGACGACGACCCUGAUACCAUCCCGCCCUCCAUCGCCACCGAAAUCAUCACAGCCACCGACUCCGGCCCGGACCAAACCGCCUCCUUCAGCGUAAACCCCACCGUCGUCGAAACCGGCCUCGCCCUCGCAACAGCUACCUCCAGCGACGACCCGACAGAAACCCCAUCCUCGACCAAGGCCUCUGCUCCCACCAUCCCUAGUGAGAUUCUCACUGCUGCAGAUGAUGACGACGAUGCUGCGACUGCGACUGCGACUGCGACUGCAUCCCGUGAAGCACCGUCGUCGUCGUCCUCAUCCACCGCCGCCAACGCAACUACGUCCUCUGGUUCUGGCGCUGCAGCCGCAGUGGCCCGAGGGAACCCCGGUCUGGCUGCGUCCUCCGUGGUCUGUGGUUUGCUGGUGGGCUUGUUGUUGCUGCUCGGGGCUUGGUUCUAA